CAAUUUGACUAUAAUAGCCAAAUAAUAAUGCAGGAAGCUGGAGAGUACACUAUGAAAAGUAAGUGUCAGCAUUUGUCUUUGUUUUAGUGGGCUAAGCAAUAGGACCAAAUGUGAUUUACACAAGUGCCCUGUAAUUCCUGGUUGAGCUUUAUUCAUCACAAAGUUUACUGUCAGCUUAGAUUUAAAUCCUCUCUCAUCCUUUGACUCCAGUGCAUCCGAUGUGGCAGGGACCACUCGUUGCUCCUGGGGGUAACAGACAAUCUCCUAUUGAUAUUCGGGUGCGCAAGAGCGUCUUUGAUCCGCACCUCAAGCCGCUGACCCCGGAUUACGACCCCAGGACGUGUUCACAGAUAUGGAACAACGGGUACUCAUUCCUGGUUGAGUACGACGACACCACCGACAAAUCCAGUAAGGACUUUCUGCUCUGCAAUGUGCCUCAUUAAAACUGCAGUGCCCGCCACAUGGAAUGUGACUUUGAUUUACUUUUUAAGUAGCCCUGCCCUAGGCUUAUUUCUCGACAUCACUCUGUCUUGAAACGUAUUGUUUAGACAGUUCUCAUUUUCAGUUGAAGUUAUUUCAGAAAUGUAUAUUUUGUUUCACUGCUUUAAUAAUAUACUCUAGACUUUACAUUAAUAUUUUGAUGCCAAUUAUACAAUAGGCUUAUUAUUCUGUAAUUACAUGAAUUUUUUGUUCUGCUUUUGUGUGUGUGAGAAGAGAGAGGAUACUUGUUAUGUUUUAGCAUGGAUGUUUAUAUAACACAAUAUGCAACCCACCACCACUACCGUCAUAUACACACACACUUGACCAUAUACACAUCAUAUAUAUACACACCAUUUCAAGAUUUACUGGCAUUGAAAUGUUUCUAACCCCCACUCAGCUGUUAUUUAUGUACUAGCUACUGUUUCCCAUUCUCAGUAUUGUAUGUGUCUCUAAUACAACACUGAUGAAUGAUCUAUUUAUUCUUAUCUAUCCCUCACUCAGCACUUAAAGGGGGUCCUCUGGAGGAUAACUUCCGGCUGUGUCAGUUCCACUUCCAUUGGGGGGAGAGCAACGCAUGGGGCUCAGAGCAUACAGUGGACCGCCGCCUCUUCCCUGCUGAGGUAGCUACCGCACAUCCUCUUCCUUAAAAGGAUGUGCCAACUUUGUUGAUUGCCUCUGAAAUUUGAAAAACCUCCUAACAUGUCAAGUCUAGUAGAGCUAUAGUCUUCAGGAGACUGUGGCAUGGAACGGUAGAAGGACUGCUUUUUAGUCAUCAGGUCAAAGUGCUGAAGUCCUAGCCAAUCCAUAAUGACAUUGGAAUGGAAUUUCCGUGACAGAGGGGGAUUGUGCUGUUGGAAACCUCCUCUACAUAUAGAAUCAGAAUGCUCUGUGUGAAAUGCAUUCUGGUCAAUCCUCAUGACCCACCUUUGAUGUAUCUAUUUUAAAAUUGUUCCACUCACCUAAAGCACACUUAAACAAUAGAGGGAGUACUACUGUACUACUGUCUGUCUGGGGAGGGUGCCAUGCCAAGCUGUCGUUAUUGGCUGUGAAAAUCUGACCAUGUCAGGGUUCUCAACACUCCCCAGGUGGAGAGUGUGUAGAGAGGCUGAAGUUACGAUUACAACACACAACUCCCUCUGUGUCUAAUAGGAGCGUACCACAGUCUGGGUAUUUAAUGGAUCCUCAGUUUACUUAUUGGGUUGAACCUCUUUUGACAAACCUGCAUUUUCUCUUUAUGUAAACCUUUCCUGAUCCCAGUGUGAAUGUGGCUAGGGUGGGCCAUUGUUGGGAACUGAAAUGGAGUAAAACAAAGAGGAGCUACAUGUGACCUCGGAGUCAGACAAUGCUCAGUUUGAUUUAAUAGAUACUGAUACCUGUCUGUUAAGGAUGGGGAUUCUGGGGUGUAUUUUAAAGUUGACCUGACUCUGGGUGUGUGGAUAAACAUGUUCUGAUUUACAUAUGCUCCGCCUUUUCUGUCGAUAGCUCCACAUGGUGCACUGGAACUCUAAUAAGUACAGCCGGUUUGAGGAAGCUGUGAUGGAGGAGAAUGGACUGGCUGUUAUCGGGGUCUUCCUCAAGGUAAUUUAUUGCUCUUCGUUAACAUAGCAAUGGAUACAUCCCUACAAUAUGCAACCCACCACCACUACCGUCAUAUACACAGUGCCUUCGGAAAGUAUUCAGACCCCUUGACUUUUUCCACAUUUUGUUACGUUACAGACUUAUUCUAAAAUUGAUUAAAUUGUUUUUUCCCUAAUCGAUCUACACACAAUACCCCAUAAUGACAAAGCAAAAACUGGUUUUUAGAAAUGUUUGCUAAUUUUUAUUUUUUUUUUAACUGAAAAAUUACAAUUACUAAAGUAUUCAGACCCUUUACUCAGUACUUUGUUGAAGCACCUUUGGCAGUGAUUACAGCUUCAAGUCUUCUUGGGACGACGCUACAAGCUUGGCACACCUGUAUUUGGGGAAUUUCUCCCAUUCUUCUCUGCAGAUCCUCUCAAGCUCUGUCAGAUUGGAUGGGGAGUGUUGCUGCACAGCUAUUUUCAGGUCUCUCCAGAGAUGUGCGAUCAAGUUUAAAUCCGGGCUCUGGCUGGGCCACUCAAGGACAUUCAGAGACUUGUCCCGAAGCCACUCCUGCGUUGUCUUGGCUGUGUGCUUAGGGUCGUUGUCCUGUUGGAAGAUGAACCUUCGCCCUAGUCUGAGGUCCUGAGUGCUCUGGAGCAGGUUUUCAUCAAGGAUCUCUCUGUACUUUGCUCCGUUCAUCUUUGCCUCGAUCCUGACUAUUCUCCCAGUCCCUGCCGCUGAAAAACAUCCCCACAGCAUGAUUCUGUCACCACCAUGCUUCACCAUAUGGAUGGUGCCAGGUUUCCUCCAGGCGUGACGUUUGGCAUUCAGGCCAAAGAGUUCAAUUUUGGUUUCAUCAGACCAGAGAAUCUUGUUUCUCAUUGUCUGAGAGUCUUUAGGUGCCUUUUGGCAAACUCCAAGCGGGCUGUCAUGUGCCUUUUACUGAGGAGUGGCUUCCGUCUGGUAACUCUACCAUUAAGGCCUGAUUGGUGGAGUGCUGCAGAGAUGGUUGUCCUUCUGGAAGGUUCUCCCAUCUCGACAGAGGAACUCUAGAGCUCUGUCAGAGGGACCAAGGCCCUUCUCCCCUGACUAUUCAGUUUGGCCAGGCGUCUAGCUCUAGGAAGGGUCUUGUUGGUUCCAUGAAUGAUGGAGGCCACUGUGUUCUUGAGGACCUUCAAUGCUGCAGAAAUGUUUUGGUACCCUUCCCCAGAUCUGUGCCUCGACACAAUCCUGUCUCGGAGCUCUACGGACAAUUCCUUCGACCUCAUGGUUGGUUUUUGCGCUGACAUGCACUGUCAACUGUGGGACCUUAUAUAGACAGGUGUGUGCCUUUCCAAACCAUGUCCAGUCAAUUGAAUUUACCACAGGUGGACUCCAAUCAAGUUGUAGAAACAUCUCAAGGAUGAUCAAUGGUAACAGGAUGCACCUGAGCUCAAUUUCGAGUCUCAUAGCAAAGGGUCUGAAUACUUAUGUAAAUAAGGUAUGCUUUUUAUUUUUAAUAUAUUUGCAAACAUUUCCAAAACCUGUUUUUGCUUUGUCAUUAUGGGGUAUUGUGUGUAGAUUGCUGAGGAUUUUUAUUUAUUUAAUCCAUUUUAGAAUAAGGCUGUAACGUAACAAAAUGUGGAAAAAGUCAAGGGGUCUGAAUACUUUCCGAAGGCACUGUACACACCAUUUCAAGAUUUACUGGCAUUGAAAUGUAAACACCCCAUGCAGUGAAUGUAAACACACAGCACGUGCCUGACAGAUGGACUCAGUGCUCAGACACAGAUUAUUUUACUCCUCAGAUAGGGAAGAGACACAAAGGACUGCAGAAACUAGUGGAUGCCCUACCUGCUGUCAGACACAAGGUGAGUUCAAUGAUUGACCACUUAAACCAUGAAGGUGAUUAUAAUAUUUAUUUUUUUACCAAGGUUCCAAAGAGCACAUUUCAAGCAGGUGGUAUAUGCCUCUGAGUUUCUGUUAAGCCCAAGCUUAACGUAAAUAGUCAAUGUACUGUACGACUCAGUUGGGCAAUCUGGACAAGUCUCAGGUGGUGCACACGUUUGUAUGGCAAUGGUAUGUGAGGGGGAGAGUGUGAUGACAGAUAAUAUGGAGAGUGUAGGAGCUAUAUGGGAGUGGUAGAGUGUUGAGUGGUGGAACACCCUUUGUUACCUCCCACAGAAUUAUUAAACAAAUGAAUCAUUCUGAAAUAUGAUCCGAGAUGGGAAGACAGUCAACUGUAACUGCCAUCUAGUGGCCAUGAGUCAAAUUACAUGCCACUACUAUCAUUAAGGUUAUUAUUUACAUUUUAGUCAUUUAACAGACGAUCUUAUCCAGAGCGAUUUACAGUUAGUGAGUGCAUACAUUUUUUCAUACUGGCCCCCCGUGGGAAACGAACCCACAACCCUGGCUUUGCAAGCACAAUGCUCUACCAACUGAGCUACGCAGGGCCACUAUGGAUGGGGAAUGCCAAUAAUGAUUAUUAUUAUUAUUAUUACAUGGUUGGCAGCACCAUGUGACCCUUUCCUCGUUCCGUUUUCGCUCCCUAGGACAGUGUUGUUGAGUUCACUAGGUUCGACCCAGCCUGCCUACUGCCUACUAACAUUGACGACUACUGGACGUAUGCAGGGUCACUUACCACUCCUCCUCUGACUGAGGCAGUGACCUGGAUUAUCAUGAAGCAGCACAUCGAAGUCAGCCAUGACCAGGUUAGUGUGUAUGUGUUUGUUUGCUAGUGGAGAACAGGGACGGAACAUCAAUGGCAUUACCAGCAGUUUACAGCUUGGUGUGUUAACUCAGUAGUUUCAGGUCUAUGUAACACAUUGUUCCUAUCCCUUUCUCAGCUGGCAGUGUUUCGGAGCCUGCUCUUCACCUCAGCAGAGGAGGAGGUGCAGAAGAGCAUGGUCAACAACUUCCGCGUGCAGCAGCCCCUGAGGGGUCGCACUGUGCGGUCCUCUUUUACCCCCUUCCUGCAGCAGGAGCCACCUGCAAAAGGUCCACACACAGGCCACUGACCGGUACACACAGACUCACUAGGACCCUUCAAACCAAAAUUAUGCAAUUACCCUGGGAAGCAAAUUUUUGGGUCUAACAAAGUCUUACGUUUUACUCUACAUAAGUCAUACUGCUGGCAUCUUCUUUCCAAACGCCUAAUGCAUUCAGAAAGCACUCUAUGAUUUCACUUAAAUGACAGGGAUUUUAGAAUUCCAAUGUCAUCAUCUUAAGCUGUGGUAUUCAAAGUCAGGGUCGUGACCCCAAGUUAGGUUGUGUGGGAACUGCUGUGGGUUGGGAGAAAAAAAUUGUUAACAAAAAAUGAAGAAUAUUUUAUGGGACAAUAUAAAAAUGUUUUUGAGAAAGAUAAUUUGAAAAAUACAAUUUUGAGUAAGUGUAUUUAUUGGUUUCUUUCAUUUUGAUAAGAGAUAAAAAUGUAAUGAAUUGAAGGUUAUUUGUUGACGUAAAAAUCUAAAUGUAUCUUUUUUAAGGUCGUGUCAUUAGAUCUGGGGUGGGGUCGCGAGAAAUUCUUGCAAAAAAAAGGGGGUCCCCGCUGAAAAAGUCUGAAUACCUAUGAUCUAAAGGCUUUUUUUGUUGACAUCUGUCUCAUUGCCUGCUGUCCUGUCAAUAAGUGAACGUCAUCAUCAACACAUGGCAGGUGUAUUGCUGUAGUCGAUGCUAACAGAUUUUUGAAACUCCUGUGUCUUAGGUAAAUCAGGUUAGGGAGUUUUUUUAUGAAUGCUCUGAAUGUUUUUAAGUUGUAAACCUUAUUUAUUCACUCCUUAUUAACAGUCAAACUUGACACGCUUCCAGAAACCAAUGAUUGAUGCUGCUGGAAUACUUUUAUAUACUAUCAACACUUAUUAUGUAAACUAAGCAUAUGUAU
Coregonus sp. 'balchen' is the source of this 5896-nucleotide messenger RNA. NCBI's taxonomy places the organism in Eukaryota, Metazoa, Chordata, Actinopteri, Salmoniformes, Salmonidae. The record is from the annotation of a GenBank genome assembly.